Messenger RNA from Suillus subalutaceus, 2115 nucleotides. RefSeq lists its product as uncharacterized. The record is from RefSeq and is a predicted model, not a curated record. The coding region runs from base 40 to 2115 and encodes 691 amino acids. Lineage: Eukaryota; Fungi; Basidiomycota; Agaricomycetes; Boletales; Suillaceae. The transcript has 13 exons.
GCUACCCUCACACUCGAAACUAUACACAACAUUUACACAAUGUUACCUGCUAAAUACCAGCCUGUUUUGCAUGAUGAUGACUGCAACUUAUGGCAGAAGGAGCCAAUCAGACAGAAUUUCAAGAGCCUUGAAGAAAUACGCCUUUCAAGGAAGCAAGUUGAAUCUAUGCUUCAAGACACCAUCAGUGUGAUCAAGGAAGAUCCAUCUUGGUGUGUCCUGAUCAGUUCUUGGUGCCUUGUCACCAUUGGUACCAUCCCAUCUUUGGAUGAUACCCCUUCGCUAUUUAUGUUACGAGAGGGCCUAGAUAGGAUCCUCCAAAAAGAGCUUCAUCCUCAACCCAAGGCAUCCCAGGUUUUGAUGGAUAUGGAUUCUGAUAGCGAGGAUAAUUCUUCUGAGUGGGAAGAUUCACCAUCUGUUGUUGUGAAGCAGGCUGAGUCCCAUGAUGUUUCCAAGCCUCACAAAUCAAAGCUUCAUAAGUUUUGGCUGUUUCUGAUAUUUAAAUUAAUGUUGAUUGAUUUAGAAUUCACUGCCAAUGAUGCACCCAUCAAGUGCAGAGAGUGGGCAGAGGCUAUUCAGUUGUAUUUUUUCAAAUACCAGGACUUAACUCCAACUCAGCUUCAGCUUGCAGAAGCAAAGGCAGUUGACACUCUCGUUACGAUCCGCCUGAUAGGGGCUUCUACAUAUCAAUCUAAAUUUUGGCCAAUUGAGGUCAAGAAAUCUUCCCUCUACCAGCUACUCUGCACAAUCUGUGCACCAGAUACUGUGCUUGAGCUAUCUGCUGAUCAUCUUGCAGCAAGUUCAUGUAAAUAUCAAUGGGCAGCAAGUUUUGGUCUAAUUUUGCAUCAAUGGACCAAUUCAAGUGCUUUCAGAGACCCUCCACCAGAGCCCAAGUCCCUGAAAAAUACUGGUGGGCGGUUUCUUGGUAAGCUGGUUAUGGAAUGGCUCGAUAAUAUUGAUCAGCAAGGUAGAGCCAUUCCUGCUGCCAGUCAACCUUCAUGUCGUGAGGCAUUUGGGAGGGAUACUAAAGUUCCAGAGCAGCUUCAGAAGAAUAUUUCUUCUGAACAUCAGAGACGUAACCCAUCCCGCUCUGUUCGAGACUCUGCUCCUCCACAGUCUGAAUCUCCACCACCUCCUCCUUCCAUUCCAGAUUCUUCUCACUCCACUUCCUACACUCGCUCAUCUUGUGAUCAAUGCUCAGCUCUACCUUCUUCUGAACACUGUGUCUUGCUUCUUAAUGUUAAAAGACGGACUGAUGUCCAAGACCUGUUUGGAUCCUUGGUCACCUGUGCCCCUUCUGAUGACUGUCUUCCCCUUAAUCUCAAGGAGGGUCAAGCAGAUGACCCUCACUAUGUGCACCCUCACAAUGAUUUGCAUCUGCAAUGUAUGGCAUUCCAUCCUGAAGUAUAUGCUUGCUGCAAGCGCGACAUUGUACAAAUGAUUGAUGUUGAAACUGGUAAAUGUGUUGGAGGUGUUAUCUUUAAUGCCUUCAAUGAUGCCAGCCUUCAAGAGAUGUGUGAAAAUCACAAAGCUAUUGUACACAAUCCUAGUGUACAACAAGGUGAGGUUUUUCAGAAAUGGGCUUACACAGGUAAAAUGGUGCCUGUUGGAUCACGGCUAGCCAAGGGUGGCCGUCGUGGUGAUGGGUAUAGCACAUACCCCCUUUUAUGUGGUGACUCUGAAGAGCAUAUUCAUGCUAUAUUUCGUCAUGCACGUGAUGCUGGUGCACUUCUUCAAAGUGUGAAUGGUGCCAAUAUUUUCUACUGCUCCAAUUAUCUUAGCCCUCAGCACUUUGACCAUGAUGCCUCCUGGUCCAUUUGUUCUCAAUUGGACAAGGCAGGAACUGCUGAUGAGUGGAACUUUUGUUACACUGAAUGGGGUGCAUACAUUCAAACUCGAGCAAAUACAGUUUGGUGGUUUGAUUCCAGCCACCUUCAUGGCACCAUGGCACCAGCUGCCUCUGUUAUUCAGCAAGCAAAGCACCUUCGUGGAGGUGCCUUGUCUACAGGAAACCAUCUUACUGCAAGGAAAAGGGAUAUGCUAAGGGCUCGUGCAAUUGCAGACAUGCGUAGGCGAGUUGCACAAAGGGAGCAGUGGUGGGAAGAUGUUGUUAUAUGA